Paramecium tetraurelia is the source of this 10344-nucleotide messenger RNA. RefSeq lists its product as uncharacterized. NCBI's taxonomy places the organism in Eukaryota, Ciliophora, Oligohymenophorea, Peniculida, Parameciidae. The record is from RefSeq and is a predicted model, not a curated record. The transcript is spliced from 5 exons.
AUGAAUAAAUUUUCAUUAGUCUUGCUACUUAUUGUCUUCGCAAGCUCUUCUGAUUUGGAUAAUUAGAUUUCUUUAGGAAGAGAGUUAAAAUUCUAAGAAGCAAUACAUCUGAGUCCAAAUCGGUUCACAUGUGAAAUGGAUCCGAAAUUUUAUGACUUUAUUAUAAUGGAACUAUCAAAAUGGUCAGAUAUUAUUGAUAGGAAGCCACAACUAAUGAAGGAUUUAACAAUUAUUGAAUAAAUAAUUAAAUUAGUAGAUAAAGCUAAAUAUAUAGAUGCUGCAUAAUAAGAAAUGUUUAUCUAAAUAACGUAGAGUCUUUCAGCUUCAAUAAGAGAGAUUUCAAUGGCUGAAAUAAAGAAUCAAUGGGCUUAAUUUAACAUUGAUGAUGUCUUACAAUAGAUGAAAAAACUAUCAUCAUUAACAAAUGUUUAAGAAAAAAGUUUGAUGGGAGACUAAAUAGUGGGCCAAUUAUAGAUCAUGGAAAAAUAAAUAAACAUCUACUUAAAUGAAUGUUAAGGCUAUUCAAGCAGCGCUGAACUUUAAGAAAAAGUUUAACAACUAAAAAAUUAAAAAAAUAAAUGUGGGUGGUCUUAUGACAAAGAAUAUUAAGGAUCGACAAGAUUGCCACCAGGAAAAUCAGAUUAACCAGAAUCCUCUGAUCCUGAGAAUGAUACACAAUCAGUUCAUUAAUAAGCAGCUAAUCAAGACAAACCAUUUUAAUCAAAUCCAAAUUAUGAAGGAGGUCAAAAGGAAAAUAAAUAAUAGUCGACAAGAUUGCCACCAGGUAGAUCAGACUAGCCAGAAUCCUCUAAUCCUUAGCAUGAUACAUAAUCUGUUCAUUAAUAAGCUGCUAAUCAAGACAAACCAUUCUAAUCCAACCCAAAUUAUGAAGGAAAUCAAAAGGAAAAUAAACAAUAAUCAACUAGAUUGCCACCAGGAAGAUCUGAUUAGCCAGAAUCCUCUGAUCCUAAAUAUGAUACAUAAUCAGUUCAUUAAUAAGCUGCCAAUUAAGAUGAGCCAUUUUAAUCCAAUCCAAAUUAUGAAGGAAGUUAAAAGGAAAAUAAAUAAUAGUCUACUAGACUACCACCAGGCAGAUCAGAUUAACCAGAAUCUUCUAAUCCUUAGCAUGAUACAUAAUCAGUUCAUUAAUAAGCUGCUAAUCAAGACAAGCCAUUCUAAUCAAAUCCAAAUUAUGAAGGAAAUCAAAAGAAAAAUAAAUAACAAUCAACUAGAUUACCACCAGGAAGAUAUGAUUAACUAGAAUCUUCUGAUCCUAAAUAUGAUACAUAGUCAGUUCAUUAAUAAUCAGCCAAUUAGGAUUAGCCAUUCUAAGCAAAUCCAAAUUAUGAGGGAAGUUAAAAAGAAAAUAAAUAAUAAUCUACUAGACUACCACCAGGCAGAUCAGAUUAGCCAGAAUCUUCUGAUCCUAAGCAUGAUACAUAAUCAGUUCAUUAAUAAGCUGCCAAUUAAGAUGAGCCAUUUUAAUCCAAUCCAAAUUAUGAAGGAAGUUAAAAGGAAAAUAAACAAUAAUCAACUAGAUUGCCACCAGGAAGAUCAGAUUAACCAGAAUCCUCUAAUCCUUAGCAUGAUACAUAAUCAGUUCAUUAAUAAGCUGCUAAUCAAGAUAAGCCAUUCUAAUCAAAUCCAAAUUAUGAAGGAAAUCAAAAGGAAAAUAAACAAUAAUCAACUAGAUUGCCACCAGGAAAGUCAGAUUAAUCAGAAUCUUCUGAUCCCCUUCAUGAUCAUUAAACAGCACAUUAAUAAACAGCAAAUCAAGAAAACAAGUUAUAAGGAAAUCUUAUACAUGAUGAAAGCAAAUCAACUUCCACAAGAUUGCCUCCUGGCAAAUAUGAUCAACCUGAAUCAUCUAAUCCAAUUCAUGAUAAAUAAACUUCUCAUCAAUAAUCGGCAAACUAAGAUAAACCAUUUUAAUCCAAUCCUAACUAUAAAGAUGCUUCUUCAGCUGAUGAAUCUUCAGCAAAACCAACUCAUAGUUAGAACAAUUAACAUGUUACAGUUAAUUCUGCAGGAAAUUAAAAUUCCCAUGCUGGAGUUUACGAAGAACCAUUCCAGGGUAAUCCAAAUUAUAAGGAAGACAAACCAGAGAAGAUAAUUGAAGAUGUAGGUUUUGGAUCUGGCUCACCAAAUGCUUAUGAUGAAGAUGAAUGUCCAUAAGGAGAGGAAGAUGAUACUCCAAUCAAUUAUGAAGAAGAAGAGGUACCAGAAUAACCUGAGCCUGAAGUUUAAGAAGCUCCUGAGGAAACAGAAAAAGAAGAAGCAAAACCUGAAGAAGAACAAAAAGACGAAGAGGAGGAAAAACCAAAAAAAGAACCAGAAGUUGAAAAGCCUAAAGUUGAAGAAAAAUAACCUAUUCCAGAAAUUCCUCCUGAUGAUGAUGAACCUGCUGUUGAAGGAGAGGUUAUAAAAACAGAAGGAGUUGGUUCAUCAGUUGAUGGUAGAGUAGGCUAACAAGUAUAAAAUUCUUAAGAAUAAGAAGGGGAAGAGCCUGAAGAAAUUGAUGUAGAAGUGGAUGAAGAGGUUGAUGAUGGCAAAGGAGGUAAAAAAAUAAUUAAGAAAAUUAUGAAAAAGGCUGUCAAAAAAUAUAAAAAGAGGUCUGCAAAGCUUGCAAAGAGUUCAAAAAAUACAUAGAAAAAAUCAACUAAGCCUGGAUCGAAAUUGAAGGCCGUAAAUAAAAAAGCAGGAUAAUAAAAAAAAAAGGUAAAAUCUAAAUAAGGAGGAAAUGGGGAUGGAGAAGAAUAUUGGGAAGAAACUGAGGAAACAUUUGAAGUAACAGAAGACGGCAAGGAAACUUUAGUCUCCUCCACAACUAAAUCAUCUACAUAAAAAAAACUAAACUUUAAUGCCAUCGGUGAUACUUCUAUUGAUUUGAAUAUUUCAGAUAUUAAUAACGAAGAAGAUAAUUCUGUGGAAGAUUAAUAUCAAUAGGAUACCUUUUAUGAAGAAUUAGAUGAUAGAAUUAUAUAUUAUGAAUAUGAUCCAAUUGAUAAAGUGUUUAGAUAGUCUGAUAUAAUUUUAAAACCUUAAUAAUAACGAUCUUUGAUGAUAUCAAAUUGGAGUGAUCUUUUGGAUUAUGUUACUGAUUUACCUGAAAAUGAGUAAGAUUAAGAUAAAUCAAGUUCAGGUGAGCAAAAAGAUACUAAUCCAACUUCUGAUGAAAAAUAAUAAAUUGAAAAACAAGGUACAUAAAGUUAAUAAGAAAAUAAGGAUUAAUAGUAAUAAUAAUAAUAAUAGUAGUAGUAAUAGUAAUAGUAAUAAUAACAAUAAUAAUAGUAAUAAUAACAGUAAUAAUAAUAAGCAUCCCAAUCGUCAUAGUAAUAAUAACAAUCACAAUAGUAAUAAUAAUAACAACAACAAUAACAAUAAUAAGAAUAGUAAUAAUAAUAACAACAACAACAACAAUAACAAUAAUAAGAAUAGUAAUAAUAAUAAUAAUAAUAAUAAUAAUAAUAAUAAUAAUAAUAAUAAUAAUAAUAAUAAUAAUAAUAAUAAUAAUAAUAAUACCAACAAAAGAAUCAAUAAGCAUAAGAGUAGUAAAAAUAAUAAUAGGGCUAAGGAGAGAAAGAAUAGUAGAAUGUUAAAGCAUCUUAAUAACAAGAAUAAUAGCAAUAAUAGAGCUAAUAGCCUACUGAAGUGAAAAAAUAAGAAGAUAAAAAUUAAGAUACUAAAAAGCAAGGUUAAGCUUAAUAAACUAAGGAGAGUUCGUUUGGUGGUCCUAUUUAAGAUCUGUUAAAGGAUGAAAAAUAAGCCUUAAAAAAUGUUUAAAAUGAGAAACCAAAACAGAAAGUAGAAGAUCAUAAUCAUGAAAAAUCAAUAAAGAUUAGCUCAAUUAAGGAAGAAUAUAACCCGAAUGAACCAACCUAAUAUGUACCUCCAAAACAUAAAGUUAACACAAGACCUGCAAAAGACAGAGUUGUUGUACCUGUAUCAACUAAAUAUGUUUCAAGUUCUUUUGAUGGAGAACCAGCAGAACAAUAUGAAUUUGCAGAUAGAGAAAUGCUUUAAGAUUCUGAUGAAUAUGGUUAUGGUUUUUGGUUAAGAUACACUGAUAAUUUCCCCAAGAAACACUCGCGGUAGGCUUAACAAUAUUAUUUUAUAUCAAGAUUAACAUCGAAUUAGGAUUAUAAAGAUUAUACAUUUUAUGGAGAUAGAACCCUUUCAGUGUUUUUGUUAGAAAAUACAUUCGUCUUUUCCACAUAUGAUCAUGGUGAUAAAAAGAAAAUAAAAGAUUAAGUAGUAGCUUUGAACGAAGAAUUAGAAAGUAUGUGGUACUUCAUUACAUUUUCUUACAGUUUGGCCAAAAAAGCAGCUGUUGGUUAUGUAGUGGGAUAUGGUGAUAAUGGUAAAGUUUUAAAAACAGAAAUCCAUUGUUAGCAUGUUCCUCCAAUCUACUUUAAAUUGAUCAUAGGAGGAAAGCAUUUUGCAUAUGAGGGAUUUAAUGGAUAGUUUGCAAAUAUCUUUUAUGAUAUAGAUGCUCCAGCUUUUAUCGAUUCUGAAGAGAAAAUAAAUCAGCUCAUAAAAACAAUUAGUAAUGUUCCUCAAGCAGUUAGCAGUUUAACUGAUUUAGAGAUCUUAACAACUCCAAGGUCCUUUGGGGCAAACAAUAAAGGAGAUUCUGUUGUAUUAGAUCCAUAAGAAUCAACUCUAAUAAUAGAGGAGUAUAGUUUUGCAGGAUGGUUUAGAUGGGUAGACGAUUUAAAGGUGGAUGAGUCGAAUACAUUUUAACUAUUUAAUUUGAGAUCCACAGAUAAAAAGUAGCCAAAUAAAGGAGUAUUAGGAGAUCGUUCAUUGGAGGUUCAUUACACUUAUGGUGGAGGAGCUAAAAGCACAGUUUACUUUAAUACUUACACAAUUCAAGGAAACAAAGCCAAAGGAACAUCAUAUAUUUCUAAAACAGUUGAAUCACCAAAUUAUACUUGGACAUAUGUUUACUUUGGUUAUGAUAAUGAUUAAGUAAAAGCAUAUGGUGCAUUGAUUAGACCAGGAAAAGCAGAUGAAAUCAUAUUUGAUCCUGUUCAACAUAAACUUGUGACUAAAUUGCACUUUACUAUUGGAGGGGACGAACAAAUUUCAUCCUUCAAUGGCAGAAUAGGAUAUGUUGGAGUAUAUUUGGGACCAGGUGCUUAUAAAUCAAGCCUUAAUUUUGGUUAAUAAUUUUUCUAUGGAGAUGGAGCUGUUGGUGUCUAUCAAUUAGUCAAACCAAUUUAAUUUUAGGAUGAUGCUUCCGAGCCAAACGUUGUUAGAGAUGCUGAAUAUGAUUCUGAUAAACCUUUAGUUGAUAAGAUUUUAAUUCAUGAUGAUACUAAAUUGAGACUUAAUGGUCAGAGUGAAUACUCAUUUGGCUUAUGGACUAGAUGGUUGUAGACUUUACCCAAAUUUUUGGUCCAAAGAGGUGCUGUUCAUAAUAUAGCUAGAUUUGGCACUGCUCCAUAUUUAAUUGAAUAAGUUGAUGGAAAACUAAAGAGAGCAAACACAAGACCUCUUUAAGAGAAGGAUCAAACUUUGGCAGUUACAUUAAGUAAAUAGGCCUACGAAUUCUAUACUUACAAAGCUAAAGAUGAUAUUGAAUUUGAUGAUAUAGAAGGUUCAUGGAAUUAUGUUUACUUUGGUUAUAAACGAGUUGCAAAUAAGGGUAUAGCUAAAGGUUAUGUUUAAUUUGGAGUUGAAGGAGAAAUAAAGGAAGUCGUUUUUGAUAUUUUGCACGAUUUCUUAUUGGAGUAUGCAGAAUUUGUUGUUGGAAAGAGCUCAGCACCUUUCUUUAAUGGUUAAAUGUGCAAGAUCUAAUGUUCAAUCGGACCAGGAGCAUUCAUAAAUUCAGUUGACCAACUCAAAUUGUUAACAUAGAAUACUUUACCUGAUAAGGCCUAAAUACGUCCCAUUAGCAGAUAAACAUAAUAGUUAAUCGGACUACCAGUAGAACAACCAAGCCAAAAGUUCCAAUUUGAUAAAUUCUAAGGAAUUAAAGAGUAUAGUAUUUCAGGAUGGGUGAAAUGGAGUGGAAUUUAGAAAGUGGGCAAAGUGUUUCCUAUUGCCUCUUUUGCUCAAAAAAGACUUGCUGAUUUGAAUGGAAAAUUUGAAUAAACCCUAUAAAUAUUACGAUCAGAUUUGGCCUAUAAUUUUAAUACAUAUUCUUGCAAAGGAGAUGAUUGUUCUGGAAUUGUUACUCAAGAGUAGUCACUGGGAGAAUACUGGGAUCAAUGGACUUAUAUUUAUUAUGGUUAUUCAUAAUUAUUGAAAAAAACAUUUGGUUAUGUGAAGUUUACCUUUACAGAUAGCAAAUUUAAUUAGGAUUAAAUUACUCAUUUUUAUGUAGCAGUAUUUUCAGUAAUAAUUUCAUCAGAGGAGUAAAAGUUCUAAGGUUCAAUGAAAACAUGGGUAAUCAAUAUUGGAGAAGGAUCAUAUAGAGAAGGUAAUUUUGAUUCUGAUGAAAAUAUCAAAGUACACUUUGGCUUUGUUAGUGGAACUGAUCACGUUAAGUUAUAAUAGGCAGGAUAAGAAGCUCAACACGUUGAAUAGAUUAUAGAGUGUGCUGCUAAUGAGAAGGAUGUACCUCUACAUGUUUAAUUUGAGUAAAGUGAAAAAUUACACCUACAUGGAGUAAGUGAAUAUGGAUUCGGAUUUUGGGCUAGAUUCGAGCAUUUUGCACAAAAGGGUAUUUUGUAUCAAUAACCACAAUGGAUGGGAUUGGCCAGAUUGACAAACUAGAAGGAUUAUAAAGAUUUUGAGUAACCUGGAGAUAGAGUGCUUUUGAUCUUACAAGGCAAGGGUAUUCACCACUUUUCAACUUACAAUGUACAACCUCCUUCAAAUAAUGUGAAUGGAAAUAUUCCUUAUUUGUUGGAAUCUGAAAGUGAAUGGAUUUACCUUUAUUUCAGUUAUAAGAGAAUCUCAUAGACUCUAGGUCAUGCUGUAGCAUUUUCUUCUUAUAAUGAUAUCACUGCAGGAAUAUAGAUGGAUGUCAUCCAUACAUUAUUGUAAAACUAUUUGUAAUUAACAAUUGGUCAUGCAGGAAAGUUCUAUCCAAAUUUCAAUGGGUAAAUUACAACUGUUAGAUUUAAUCUUGGUCCUGGAGCCUUCAUUGAGAAUAAAUAAGGAAUUCUAGCUAGAAUAAAGAACAAGGAUCCAAAGCCUGAGAUCAACAUUAUUACAAAAUAAUAUGAGGUGGUUGCUGGAAAGUAAGAUGCCUAAAAUCUUAAGAUUGUGAAUCCAUUGACAAUUGAAUAAGAAGCAAGGGAAUAUUCAGUGUCUUUAUGGUUUAGAUGGUUUAAAACACAAGUUAGACCAAAUCAAGUAAUUUAUAGAUUGACAUCAAACAAAGGAGAGGAUGACGCAAAGAAUAUAGGAGAUAAGGUUUUGAUGUUGGCACAUAUUGGAACUGCGUUAUUUAGUACUUAUUCUUUGUAGGAUUUAACCUUGAAUGUUCCUUAUGAAUGCAAUAUUCCAAAGCAAUAACUAGAAAUUUGGACUUUUGCCUACUUUGCUUAUUCUAAGAAGGAGAGAAAGGUUUAGUAUUUCUUAAGAGCAGAUUCUCACGAGAACAAAGGUAACGAGCCAAUCCUACAUGCAGUGGCAUCCAAAUAUCUUCUUUUUGUAGGAAAAGAUGGACAAUUAGAAAAUUACAAUAGUCGAUUGGCUUAACUGACAAUUAAUUUCGGAGAAGGAGCCUUCAGAAAUGAUAAUUUCUUGCAAUUGCCAGUUUAUGUUUUGGGUCCCAAGUUGUUCUCCCAAGAGAAAAUGUACAAGUGGGAAAAGAGUGAAAAAUUGAUACUUGGUUAGCCACAAAAAAUUAGAUUUAAUGAUGAGCCUGACAAACCAAUUGAAUCUAUGCAAGAAUACAGUGUUGGACUUUGGUGCAGAUUUUUGUAAUCUUGGCCUGAAAGAUAAUACAGAUUGCCUUUGGAAAUGUAAUUAAUCAGAUUGACAAAUAAUGAAAAGAAUGAAGUAGGAAAAGUUGCUAUUGGAGAUAGAAUUCUUGCAUCUUACGUUAUUUAGAAUGGAUUUUAAUUUGCAACCUACGACUUAAAUGAUGAUGCUCCUAAUGAAUUGCAUACAAUUUCAAACUAAAGAUUAGAGGGUCAAUGGCAUUAUAUUUAUAUGGGCUAUCUCAGAUCUAAGUAAAUAGCAUCAUUCUUUGUGUUUGAUGGAGCAGAGAUGUUGUCAGCAAAGAACACAGAUUUGUUACAUAAACCUUUAGGAGACUUCGUAAUUUUACAUAUAGGAGGAGAACCAGAUGUACCUUCAUUUUAGGGCAUAAUAAGCAAAUUAGCUUUGAGUUUCGGUCCUGGAUCAUUUUUAAGUUUAGCCUAAGAAGUUAUGAAGACCAUUCAAAAUUCUUAUGCUUUAGAAUAAGCUUUAACAGUGGGAUAUAUUCAUAAAGAGAAACAUGGACAAUAGGAAUUAAUUGGAAAGUUGGAAACUGUUACAGAUGAAAUAGGUGGUACUGAAUUAAGAGGUGAGACUUGGUCAAGUGUUGGAGAAUACUCAAUUAGUGGAUGGUUCAAAGCAGCCAAUGUUAAUGGAAUGAGUGCUAAUGAUUGUUAAAUCUUGUUCAGAGUUACUAAUAAUGAUAAGGAGCAUUUAAAUGAUAAGAGAUCAUAGGGUGACAGAACAUUAUUUGCAUCAAUUUGUGUUGAUUCAAUUAAAUUAUCUACUUAUACACUUGCAGGAUUGAAGGAUUGGAACGAAGCUAAAUUCUUAGAAGAAAAUGUACCAUUAGGUCAUAAUAAAAGAGCUUGGAGUUAUAUCUACAUGGGAUAUAAUGAGGAUGCACAAGAACUUCAUGCUUUAUUGCAUUUAUUUGAAGAGGAUAAACCAUUAAUAUUCAAGGGAGUUCAACACUUUGUUCCUCAUUACACUGGUAUUUAUGUGGCUAAAGAUCCAUACACCAAGAGAUUUUAAGGAGAAAUUUAAAAAUGGAUGGCUUGUUAUGGAUUUGGUGCAUUUGUUAGUGUGCAGAAGAGAGGAUAUGAAGAUUUACUACCAAAUUAUAAUGCAAUAGCUAUUAAUCAAAAAUUCAUGUGGUUCAGAAAAGAAGAUACCGUGGUUGAAACAGAAUAGGCAAUCACUCAAGAGUUCAAUUAAGAAGUUGAAUCUGUAGAUGAGUAUUCGAUUGGAGUAUGGACUAGAUGGCUCAUCUCAUUCCCAACCACUUUAACUGAAAGACAACCAUAACACAACAUCUUUAGAUUAUCAGCAAAUAAGUUAGACUAAGAUAAGAGUGAAUUGGGAGACAGAGUGUUGUCGGCUUUCCUUACUUUGGGUAACUAUGAAUUCAGUACUUAUGACAUAAGUAAGCCAUCAAAUGCAGUGGAUGCAAAAUUGCCAUAUGGAGAAUUAGAAGGUGCAUGGACUUACAUUUACACUGCCUAUAAGGGUGGACAAUUCUAUGGUUUGGUGUUGUUUAGAGAAUAGUAAAAGGCAUAGCAUGUGGAAUUGUAAGUGUAACAUAGUGCUUUGACAGGUUAUGCUAAAUUUGUAUUGGGAGCAAAAGAAUUUGGUAGAAAAGGAUUCCAUGGAUGGUUAUUCGAUCCUAGAAUCUUCUUAGGGGCUGGUGCUUUCAUUAGUGAAGGAUAGAAAGUAGUAGAUAUGGUUUUGAAGUUGCAUCGUAAAUUGCCAGUACCUGCUGUUGAUGCAGAAGAUUUUAAAUGGCCUGUUGCUAUUGUUGACACUACAUUGCCUGAUGAUAUCAAUGAGAAGAAGGACAAGUUCCAAUUCUCUUUCGCAAAUAAAGUAGGUUUGUUAGAGUAUUCAUACGGAUUUUGGAUGCAAAAUGCAGUGUUGUAGCCUGAAAUGCCUGAUGAUCUAAGAGGAUUGGUCAGAUUGACUACGAAUAAUGAAGGCUCUGAUGAAAGAUUCAUUGGAGAUAGAACAUUAGCUGUUUUCACAAAAGUUUAAAAGUUGGUGACUUGCACUUACACUUUGAAAGAUCCCACUUUCGAGCCAGUAUCCCAUGAAUUUGAUUUGUUACAAUAUCAAUGGACUUAUGUUUAUUUCGGAUACACUCAAGGAAAGGCCAGGGCCUAUGUUCUUAGUACCAAGGGUCCUUCAGAGUAGGUGUUCUCUGUGAAACAUGCAGUCCCCAAUGCUUUUUACUUAAAUGUAAUCAAAGAUCAAUCCCAUCCCUUGUUUUAUGGUAAAUUCUAUGGGCUGAAAGUCAAUUUUGGACAGGGCAGUUAUUUGGAGAAUCCUCAAGAGUUGAUUGAGAAAUGGCCUUAUGAUCCUAAGGUGCUUCCAGUGCCUGAACCAAAGGAGGAGAAAGUGUUGGCUCUCAAUUCCGCUAAGGUUGACAGAGCCCCUAAUACUUAACAUGAAUAAUUCAGAGAAUGA